CAAGUGUACUGCGAUAUGACGUCAAAGAAUGGUGUUGGUGUGACAGAGAUUGGACAUGACAGUGAAUCAAAAACAUUUGUGAACGGAUAUGAACCAGCUGGUUCCUACAGGCGAAAGAUUAAAUAUGAUAUUGCCAUGGAACAGAUUGUCGAUAUUAUCAAACAGUCUAAAAAUUGUGAGCAGUUUAUAAAAUACGAAUGUCAUGCUAGCAAGUUGUUGGCAUUUGAUGGUUGGUGGGUGUCACGUCAAGGUUCAAAGAUGAAUUACUGGGGUGGAGCGGCAGUCAACAGUGGAAAAUGUGCCUGUGGAAUGACCAACAGCUGUGCAGGUGGAAGAAAAUGUAAUUGUGACAUCAAUGACGAAACAUUGCGCGAAGACAGUGGAUACCUGACAGACAAGAACACACUUCCUGUUACUGAACUGAGAUUUGGAGAUACUGGACACAGCGUGGAGUAUGGGUACUAUACCCUGGGGAAAUUGCGCUGUUGGGGUUAGAAUGGAUAUGCCAUUUUUAUGCUAGUUCAUAAACUUAAACGUGUAUACACAAGCUUGCGUACAUAAACAAUAGAU
Messenger RNA from Dendronephthya gigantea, 570 nucleotides. Its product is annotated as neurexin-4-like. The transcript has a single exon. NCBI's taxonomy places the organism in Eukaryota, Metazoa, Cnidaria, Anthozoa, Malacalcyonacea, Nephtheidae. The coding region runs from base 16 to 495 and encodes 159 amino acids. The record is from RefSeq and is a predicted model, not a curated record.